Molecule: messenger RNA, 1221 nt
Organism: Elephantulus edwardii (Cape elephant shrew)
Lineage: Eukaryota; Metazoa; Chordata; Mammalia; Macroscelidea; Macroscelididae
Gene: TMEM235
Product: transmembrane protein 235
Cellular component (GO): apical plasma membrane
Source: RefSeq, a predicted model, not a curated record
AUGGCCCGGCUGGGCGCCCUGCUGGUGACCGCUGCCCUGGGCGCGCUGCUCAGCUUCGGGCUGCUGGCCGCCGCAGUGGCCAGCGACUACUGGUACACGCUGGAGGUGGCGGAUGGUCGUAACCAUAGUGGGCCCGCCCGCGCGGAGCUGCUGUCGUCGCACUCUGGGCUCUGGAGCAUCUGUGAAGGACAUAACAGCUGUAUCCCUCUUUUCGACCCCCUGACCAAUGAGAGCCUGGACAUGUCCACUUCUGUGCAGCACCUCAUCUCGCUGCACCGGGCUGUCAUGAUCGUACUGCCCCUGAGCCUGGUCCUCAUCGUGUGCGGCUGGGUGUGCGGCCUGCUCAGCUCGCUGGCCCACAGCGUCCCUCUGCUGCUCUUCACCGGCUGCUUCUUCCUGCUGGGGGGUGCGCUGACCCUGGCCGGCGUCAGCAUCUACAUCAGCUACUCGCACUUGGCCUUCGCAGAGACAGCCCGGCAAUACGGGGCCCGGCACGUGCAGGUGGUACACAUCAGCUUCGGCUGGUCCUCGGCACUGGCCUGGGGCUCUUGUGUGGCCGAGGCGCUCAGCGGGGCCCUGCUGCUGGCAGCUGCCCACACGCUGAGCCUGAGCCGGCGGCCCGGCCCCCCACUCCGUGGUCAUCUGAGUCGGAGGCCAGUGGGAGGGUGCCACACGGGUCCUCUGGCGGCAGUCCCACACCAUCACCCUGUUAGUCUCCACGGAGCAGAUGGGGGAGGCGAGAUCCUGGAGCCCUGCGGCGGGUCCAGCAACCCUGGUCAGAGGCAGCUGCGGCAGGGGGUGGGCCCACCUCUGGGACUUCCGGUGGUCCUGUAUCAGUGUCAUCUUCUCACCUGUGAGGCCCACCCCUGCCUGGUGCUUUCCUCGGCCCAUCGCUUUCCAGAGGCGAAAGGCUUCCUGGAUAAAGUCCCUGGAGGCCCCAACCAGGGCUCCCACGGGAGACCCCCGCCCUUGGGAGGAAGGGAUGGCAGGCCUGCUACCUGCUGGGUGGAGCAGUGCCUCAGUGCUGCCCCCGUGGAAUGGGGUGAGGAGAGCUCGAACAUGUGGGUGAAGCCUGAAGGGGGUGUCUGCGGUGCCAAUCCGAGGGCCGCAGACAUGGAGGUGGCACUCUGGCCCAAGGAGGAGCUGGGAGUCCCUGUGACCGAAGUGACCCAUCACCGAGACAGAUGGGAGAGGACAUGUCUUAGCACCAAGUCUGAGUGA